AUGGGUGACCACUCAGCUCAUGAACCUCUUCUUUUAAGAGAAGAUGAUAGAUUUGGCUAUGUCAAGAAGACAUCCUUUUGGUUAUCAUCUGUCAAAUGGAUUCUCAAAGUUUCAAUGUGGGUGAUUUUCAUUGCCUGGGCUACUUUUCUUUUUGUGUAUCCGUUGGAAUCUGUGACUGAAUUGUUUGACAAAUGGAUUGAGGCUACACGUGGGACUGUGUUUGGGCUCACAGGAAGUAUAUUUCUGCUGUUUAGUGGCCCAAUUCUCAUCAUUGCAUUUCUUGCUAUAAUACUUCUCAUCAUCUCUGGAGAAGAGGAACUCCAUGAGAACACUACAAGAAAAGCACGUUUCCGCUUGUGGACAUUCCCAGUUAUCGUGGAUGGGCCAUUUGGGGUUGUUUCUGCUGCAGAGUUGAUUGGGAUUGUCCUCUUUUCUGUGUAUGUCAUAUGGGCAGUUACCGUCUAUACCAUAAAGAACCAGAAGAUUAUAUCUUCCUUUGACUUGCAUUCCAAAGAGAAAAGUGCUAUGAUGCUGGAAUUGACAGGACUUCGCUUCGGUUUGAUUGGCUUGUUUUGCUUGGCAUUUUUGUUUCUGCCAGUUGCAAGGGGAUCAGUUCUUCUCCGAGUUAUAGAUAUCCCUUUUGAGCAUGCAACCAGAUAUCAUGGACGUCUCCUAGAAGAACUUUUGCAGUGGAAAAAUAUUGGUAUUGCCAAUCUUGCUGGAGUUAUCAGCCUUUCAGCUGGUCUAUUGAUGUGGAUUCCAUCACUUCCUUCUGUAAGGAGAAUAAAUUUUGAAUUAUUCUUCUACAGCCAUCAACUAUAUGUCGUCUUUGUUGUCUUCUUGGCCUUGCAUGUUGGAGACUUCAUUUUUACAAUGGCUGCUGCUGGAAUAUUUCUCUUCAUGCUCGAUCGUUUUCUUAGAUUCUGUCAAUCACGGAAGACUGUUGAUAUACUUUCAGCCACAUGCCGUCCUUGUGGAACAGUGGAACUGGUUGUAGCCAAACCUGCAAAUCUUCGGUACAAUGCUCUUGGUUGGAUUUUCAUUCAAGCUCGAGAAUUAUCUUUUCUGCAGUGGCAUCCUUUCAGUGUGUCCUCUAGUCCGUUGGAGGGUAAAAAUCAUCUUUCAGUUCUCAUAAAGGUUCUUGGUGAAUGGACAUCAAAACUGAAAGGACAUAUCUUGAAUGUUUCCAAGGAUGAGCCUCAGACAGGGCUACUCCUCAAGCCUCAUUCCAAGAUAACGGCUUCUGUAGAGGGACCUUAUGGGCAUGAAUCGCCAUAUCACUUGACGUAUGAAAACCUCAUUCUAGUUGCUGGAGGCAUUGGAAUCUCACCAUUUCUAGCUAUCUUGAGUGAUAUUCUCCACCGUAUAAAGGAUGGUAAACCUUGUCUGCCCAAGAAUGUAUUGAUAGUCUGGGCUGUGAAAAGAUCAAAUGAGCUUUCACUUCUUCACACUGUUGAUAUGGAGUCAAUCUGCCCAAUGUAUUCUGAUACACUGAAUCUUGAGAUUCAAACUUAUGUCACUCGAGAAUCUGAACCUCCACUGGAAGAGGGUAAAGUUCAAGAGUCUGUAAACUCUCCUAUCUUUCCUGCCACCAAGAGAUGUGGCAUGUCAGUCUUGGUUGGUACUGGGAAUAUUGUAUGGUCUGGAAUUAUGUCGUGGCAUCUACGAUUGGUUUGGUGA
Molecule: messenger RNA, 1680 nt
Organism: Ilex paraguariensis (yerba mate)
Lineage: Eukaryota; Viridiplantae; Streptophyta; Magnoliopsida; Aquifoliales; Aquifoliaceae
Source: the annotation of a GenBank genome assembly